GCAACCGUACGGUUGGAACGAAGUGUCAAUAAUGGUCUAUUAUUGCUGCGUCUGGAGGUGGAAGGAGGAGGUUGUGGGCAGAGCCCACGGCCUCUCAGAAGUGGUAUGUAAGGGGCCGUUUGUAAGUGCCCAUACCGCCUUCCAGAUCCACCUUUUCUGCCGACUGCUCAGAGAUCCAACA
Molecule: messenger RNA, 181 nt
Organism: Colletotrichum phormii
Lineage: Eukaryota; Fungi; Ascomycota; Sordariomycetes; Glomerellales; Glomerellaceae
Exons: 1
Source: RefSeq, a predicted model, not a curated record